AUGUAUUAAUAAUAAUUAUAAUAGGAGAGCAUUGAAUUAGGUAAUAAACGAAACUAGACGAGACUACUUGAGUCAAUAAAUGAUCUUAGUUUGCAACAGAAAUAACAGCUCUUGAUAAAUAUUUUACAAAUCCCAAGACAAGAGAGAAAGGCAGAGAUUUUAUAGUUAAUGAGAAUCAUAGUAAUGAAAGUGGAUUUUUUCCAUCAAUUUUAAGUGGAGAAUAUUGAUAAUGAGGCGUAUGAUUAUUGUUUGAGGCAUCUGACAUUUGAAGCCUUUUCCAAAAAUACAGUUAUAUUUGAGAAGGGUGAUUACCCUCACAAUAUGUAUGUAGUAUUGCGUGGAUAAGUGUCCAUAUACUAGAAUGAUUAUUAGUUGGAUUAAAAAAUGACAAAAAAGCAUUCAUUACCCGUAGAUUAGGCUAGAGAAUGCUCACCUACCAAUAGAACCAAGUUUUCUGAUUUUACGAUGAAAAGUUUGGUUCGUUUGACAGAAUUCAAAGAUUGGAAGACUUUUGGUGAGUAAGCAAUUUUAGAUUAGAGAAUGAGAACUAAUUUUGCAGUUUGUGAUGUUGAUUCAACUUUGGCAAUCUUGAGCAAAGAGAAUUAUACAAUUGCUGUAUAAAUCUUGGAGAAGAAAAAAGAACUGUAUCGUAUGAAUAAUUUUAAGUUGAAUCCUAGUUUUUAAGGUUUAAAUAGGAAAUUAAUCAAUAUAAUGCUCUUUACCUAUUAGUCAUCAGAUUACAAAUUUAGAGAUAUAGUUUAUAAGUAGGGUUAGACUGACUCUGAUAUAAUAUACAUUAUCAAAUAAGGAGAAUUCUUAGUGUAUUAGGAUUAAAGGUUGAAUGAGUACCAGCAGAUGAAAGUGAGAAAACAAAUUGCAAUAAUGACAACAGGGGAAAUAUUCGGAGAUUACGAAGCAUUCGAAAGAAUCACACGACAGUUUAAUGUUUAGUGUAAUUCUCACACUGGAAGCCUAAUCAUUAUUCCCUUAUAAUCAUUAUCAUAGAAGUUAUCACAAUUUAAUGAAUAACACUACAUAUAAUAAUUAAAAUCUUUAUGUUUGAAAAAGAACAAAUGGUAUCAUGAUUUCAAAACUAAUAUAGAACAGACUCAAGGGAAAUAUUCGCAUUUCUUUACUAUAUAAGAGUAGAAAUCUAAUAAUGCCAAUGGAUCAUCUAAUUUUUUAGAUUCACCUAGUAAAAUUAUUAAUGAUAAUAAACAAUUCAAUGAUGCAUCAAAAUCAAUAAGCCCUAUACAAGAAUUAAAAAAUACUUUGAAUUAUCUGACAUCAAUAGAUGAUCAAACAAGUGAACAAUUAACAGAAAUAAAUCAAAGCAUUAAUCUUUAAAAAAUAAAAAAUAAAAAUACUAUAUAUGUUGUAUCUCCAGAUAAAUUGUAACCAUUACCUAAAGUGUAAUUAGUUUCUAGUAGAUAAAAAGAGAGAAGCUAGUUAUCAACGCCAGAUCGAUUCAAAUAGGUUAUCAAACAUAAAAUGACAAUUUUAAAAAGAAUGCACAAUCUUUCACCUGAGGACUCUGUAAAUAUGAACACUUUGUAACAGAAGACUAUUUAUGUCCAAUUACCAAAAUAAGUGAAGUUGGAAUAAAACAUUGAGAAGCAUUGGCCAAUCAAGGCUACACUUUAUUUGAAUGAUUUGGAUAAUCGGAUUAGAUAUCAUAGCAAUAAUUAAAAGAUGUAGAAUUGCAACAGCAGCAGAGACUCCAGUGUGGUUUAUGAACAAUUUAGCAUGAGAAUGGAUGGGAGUGAGUAAAAUUCACAAAGGACUAGCAGAAUGGGAAUAUUGAAUAACAUACUAUAACACUCAGUAACAAAGAGAGGCAAGAACAAAAAGAAAAGAGCUUUGACUUUAAAAUAUAGGGAGUACUUGGAGUCACAAUUCUAAGAAAAAACUUAAAACUCUUUGCAUUAUUCUUGA
Messenger RNA from Paramecium tetraurelia, 1935 nucleotides. RefSeq lists its product as uncharacterized. NCBI's taxonomy places the organism in Eukaryota, Ciliophora, Oligohymenophorea, Peniculida, Parameciidae. The transcript has 3 exons. The record is from RefSeq and is a predicted model, not a curated record.